AUGAUGCAAUUUGGGAUGCUGCAAGGCGCAGCCAAGCUGCAGAAAGUUACUGAGCUACUGGCGACUCUCGAAAAGGACUUGAAGGAGGGCACUUUGACAACUCAACAAAGAGUGCAGACUCUCCUAGAGCUACGGCAACAUGGCACAAAUCCCAGAGAUGCUGAUCCUAUAUAUUCCAAGGAUGGCUUAGAAGUUCUGAUGAAAUACGGCGUGGACGGAGAAAUCGCUGAUGUUCGUCGAUCUGCUUUGCGCUGCGUCGCGAAUGCUCUGUUGUUGAACCCGAACAUGGGCCAAGUCUUUGUAGACACUGGGUAUGCUAGUAGGCUUGCAGAGGGUCUCAAGUGUGAUGCAUCAGAUGAUGAAAUGAUGGCCAGUCGCAUUCUAGCUUUCUCUUCAAACAGGACUACAAUGGAUGUAGAGAAGCUCGUUAGCGAACAUGCAUUGGGAACCAACCUCAAUUAUCAAGUGUCCCGACAUGCAGCUCAAUUUCCCGAGUCAGGGAAAGCGGCCCUCUCUCAGAUGGACCAGUUGGCUCUGACUGAUACCCUGAAAUUGAUCUACUUGAUUGUCUCACGCAAUGCUAAAUUGGCUGAAACUUUCUCGCCAUCGCUCCCUCUUAUGUUCACGAUCCUCAGUCGCGCUGAUAUUCCCGCUAAGCCGUUAGAUGAAGUCGUCGGCCAACUAAUCAAUUGUAUUUCGGCACUUGACAAUUCAAGGGGGAAGGUCAAGCAGCUAGAAGACAGCAUUCUCUUCCCAGCAGCUAAUGAAAAUGCAAUCGCUGACAAAUUGAUCAAAAUUCUGGAUAAAACCAUGUCUGCCUACAGCCCAGCUGAACUCGAACCGAGGGCAAUUCCACUCCUCUACACUCUAGCUGUGAUCUGCGAAAGAGCACCAGACGGUCCUCGCGAACACAUGAAGCAGCUUCUGUUGCCCGAAAGUGAGGACCGAAGCCAACCGAUAGGGCAAUCAGACACACUGCCCUCCAAACUGCUGAAAACCACAAAAACGCCAUAUUCACAGUUGAGAAUGCUCAUUUUCGAGCUCAUGUUCGUCCUUUCUGACAGGGAUGCCGAGAUGCUUACAAAGAACAUCGGGUACGGAUAUGCCGCUGGAUUCCUGGCAACUCGUGGCAUAGAAGUUCCCAAGAUGGGUGGAGAGGGAGAGUCAGGUGGACUAAACCCUGAGAUCAACCCGAUUACUGGCCAAAAGUGGUCUGCGGAACCUCAGGAUACGGGGCCACCUAUGACCAGAGAAGAGAAGGAGAGGGAGGCAGAAAGACUCUUUGUGCUUUUUGAGAGGGCUAGGGCAAAUGGGAUCUUAAACGUGGAGAAUCCUGUCCGGCUGGCGCAACAGGAAGGAAGGUUUGAAGAGCUGUCUGAUUCCGAUACCGAAUAA
Messenger RNA from Aspergillus chevalieri, 1395 nucleotides. RefSeq names its product synembryn. Gene Ontology annotation, cellular component: cytoplasm. NCBI's taxonomy places the organism in Eukaryota, Fungi, Ascomycota, Eurotiomycetes, Eurotiales, Aspergillaceae. Gene Ontology annotation, biological process: G protein-coupled receptor signaling pathway. Gene Ontology annotation, molecular function: G-protein alpha-subunit binding; guanyl-nucleotide exchange factor activity. The record is from RefSeq and is a predicted model, not a curated record. The coding region runs from base 1 to 1395 and encodes 464 amino acids. The transcript is spliced from 7 exons.